GGCAACUCUGCGUGCUGAUCAUAUGAUCACUAAUCAGACAAGUUGUGGGUUUGGCUCUGAAACGUGUGAUAAACUUUCCUUCGUGUCUGGUGGAAGAAGUGUUUUCCAUCUCGUCCGCCAAUUUACUGUUUCAUUUAGUUUAUUUAAACACUAGCAAAAUGGCUCUCAGCGAUGCAGAUGUCCAGAAACAAAUCAAACACAUGAUGGCAUUCAUUGAGCAAGAGGCCAAUGAAAAAGCCGAAGAAAUAGACGCUAAAGCUGAAGAAGAAUUCAAUAUUGAAAAGGGUCGGCUUGUCCAAAACCAGCGGUUGAAGAUUAUGGAGUACUAUGAAAGGAAAGAAAAACAGGUUGAGCUACAGAAGAAAAUUCAAUCUUCAAACAUGCUCAAUCAGGCAAGAUUAAAAGCUCUCAUAGUUCAAGAAGAUCACAUAAAGAAUGUGUUAAAUGAUGCAAGGAAGAAGUUAGGUGAAAUCACCAAGGACCCUGCGCAAUACAGAGAAGUUUUUGAGAAGUUGAUCCUCCAGGCGCUUCUUCAGAUCAUAGAAACCAAUGUUGUGCUCAGAGUGAAAGAGUCAGAAGUAGGAUUUGUGGAGAAACUCUUGCCGAAAGUUACUGAGGAUUAUAAGAAAAUAUCCAAUCGAGACGUUUCUUUGAAGCUUGACACAGAAUCCUUUUUACCUGCAGAAAAUAGUGGUGGUGUCGAAGUUCUAGCCCAGCGAGGAAAAAUCAAGGUUAACAAUACGCUAGAGGCAAGACUAAGCCUUAUCGCCGCACAACUUAUUCCUCAAAUUAGAGUUGCUCUAUUUGGCCGCAAUCCCAAUCGUAAAUUCAAUGAUUAAAUUACUCAUUUCAUGGUGUACCGAAUCCACCUCUUUUUCUGCUGGCUUCAUUUUAAUCUUUAUCAUACAUUCCAGUUCAUCUCUUAAGAAUUCUUAAUUAUUAUUUUCCUUAGUGCAGAAAUCCAUGCUCUGUCAAAGAGGAGGAUUUGCCCAUCUAGUAUUUUUCUUUUAUAGUAAGGGACUUAUUAUUCUUAUUUCAAAUUUCCUUCCAUUUAGUUUUAGUGGCAAGUUGAUUUUACAUUCAUAAUAUCAAAUUUCAGUGCCCAUUUUCAUUUCAUAUCGAAGCGUCUUUUGGAAUUUAAAUGGUUAAUAUUUUCUACUAAUACCAAGCAUUGUUCUUCAGUUUUACCUUAAUCAUUUCUCGUCAUUAAAAGGACUUUUUGCAAUUGUAUAUACCUGUGCCAGAUUUCCCUCCAUUUAAGCAUUUUUUUCUCUUCUGCAAGUAAAUGAAACAUCCGAAGUUCAACACCCUUUCAUUUGCCAAGCUGUUUUCCCAAUAACUUCCUGUACAGUUAAAAUUUCGUCAGCUCUAUUUUUUGCUGUUGUUAUUUUUAUCAGUAGUGUAAAUACGUUCAAAUAAACGUGAACCCACAAAGCUCCGAAUCACUGUUGAAUAAUAAUAAUUAAUGAGAAAAUGCUUUCUCCUUACAAUUGUGGAUAAUGUUUCUACUUUAACACAACACCAUCCUUACACUCUACUUUCCCGUCUCUAUAAAAAAAAAAGCCGAAAUACCAUCUAAGAAUAACAGGAAAAAAAAAUAUUAAUCAUCAAGAAUGCUUGCCACUUUUCAAUAAUGUUUGCCCCUUCUCUCACUCUUUCCCCUCCCCUCUCUCUCUCUCUUUAAUUUUCUACGUAUAAGGAAAAAAAGCCCGAAAAAAUCCCUUUUUUCAAGAAUGAAGCUCAUUUCAAUGAACAAGUUACUAUUUUAUGGUGAUUCUUUGUCCAAAGACCCAGUUGAUUAAAGUAAUACACCUAUUCAGUAAAAACAACUUUCCUAGGAGAGAUUUUUAUGUACUUCUUACUUUUUUCUGUUCAUCACCCAACCAUUGAGCUUUUAACCGUUUUCUUUUUUUUGCAAGUACAUAAUAUGUGUUCGAAACUUCUUUUUGUUCCAUUUUUCUGUACAUUCAUUUUACUUUUCUGUAAAUUUGUCUCGUGAAAUACCUUUCAACGUACUUUUUCGCGUAGGUAUUUGUCAAGAUAUGACUCAUUUCAAGUAGAUCAUUAUUGUUCUGUUUGUUUCAUCUAUUCCCACAUUGAAAAGCUUACUCUUUGACGCUUUGUUAAGAUUUCACAGCACUUGAUACUAUUUGCUGAUACUGAUCAAGUAAGCUUUUGAAAAUCUGGAAACUAAACGGAGAAAGUUUGAUCAUGUAAAUUGAUAUCCAAAGUGAAAGAAAAGAAACCCAUCCAAGCUGAUUACUGACUUCAGUUAUAAUGUUUUCCCAGCCAAUAAUUUUAACCAGGCUGAGUGAGGUGUGACUAUCCUGCUUAUGUCUUGGAAGUAUUUGCAUUAAAUUAAAUUGGUAGGUAAUGAGUAUUAAUAAUGAAUUGUGAUCAGAUAGCUCCAUUAUCGUUGAAGUACUUUUGAUGCGAGGUCGUCCCAAAUGGUCAAAGGUGGUUAAGAAGUAUGUAUCCCCUCUCUUUUAUAAGUAUAGGCGUUUGUUAGGAGGGAAGAAGACCUUCUGAUUUUAAUGGAGGUAUCAUUUCCAUCCAGAAGAAUGAAGCUCCAAACAGCUCUUAAACUAAGUGUCUCAUCACAGCACAAUACAGUUAAUCUUACCAUCCCUUCUCAUCUAUUGGUUUUUUGGGUGGCAAAUGAUACCUCAUUGUUUUUUAAGUAUAUACUAAUUAUUGUUGUUGAAAGUUUUUUUUAUCAUAAGUUAAUUUCAAAGAAUUUAUUCUUUUGAAUUGUUUUAAAUUUAAACUGUGAAAUUUACUGUAAUUCACCUGUGUAUCAAAAACUUAUUAAAUCUUGAUAGAAUAUCUC
Messenger RNA from Bemisia tabaci, 2830 nucleotides. It is a transcript of the gene Vha26, whose product is annotated as V-type proton ATPase subunit Vha26. The record is from RefSeq and is a predicted model, not a curated record. Gene Ontology annotation, biological process: proton transmembrane transport. Gene Ontology annotation, cellular component: proton-transporting two-sector ATPase complex, catalytic domain. Gene Ontology annotation, molecular function: proton-transporting ATPase activity, rotational mechanism. Lineage: Eukaryota; Metazoa; Arthropoda; Insecta; Hemiptera; Aleyrodidae.